AUGUUGUCCCUGCUCUCAGUGGCUAGUCGGGGUCUGAGUGAUGCAGAACUACGCGACAUUGCCGUUCGGAAAGCCAAUUGCAGUUCGGGUGGGGGAACGGGUCCAUUGGUGGGACACAAUUCUAUCCUGUUAUCAACCGCUGUUCACGAACCAGAUGAUCCCGAUUUGGACCAAACCUCUACGACCACAGCUACCGGGAGUUUAUACAAUCAGAAUUUAAGCUCAUCCAGUGGUGCCCCGGCCCGACCAUCCACAAUUUCCGGCCUGUCCGAUCAAUCAGCCGGACCCUCCCAACCCGGUCCGAGUACAUCGCGAGUCCCUUUUGGGUCCGCGGUCCGACUUGGUCGACGCUGA
Molecule: messenger RNA, 354 nt
Organism: Echinostoma caproni
Lineage: Eukaryota; Metazoa; Platyhelminthes; Trematoda; Plagiorchiida; Echinostomatidae
Source: the annotation of a GenBank genome assembly